CGUUGUUUCGUGUGCCAACGUCGCACCUUGGACGCCGCCAUCUGUCAGUCAACCGCGUGCGCAGGUAGACACGGGAAACUUCUUUCUUUCUUUGUUUCUUAUUUCCCUACAUCCGUCCUGUCAAUAAUACAUCAACUCUUCGUCAACAUUCCACAUGUCGCAGAUGGGUCCCAUGCGCUUUUCGCCAUCAAUGUCUCCAUUACCCGCGUCACGUGUAUAUCGGCACUUCUCCCCCAUCUCUCUCUCCAAACGAUUCGCGAAACAUCAACCACACCUCCAUCCAAGAAACAACCAUAUAUUGCUCAACUAUAGCCUGAUUGUCACCCUCCCCGGAUACCAGAUGCCAUACAGACAGCACAGAGAUGCACUAUGCCAAUUUCAGCCGUGGCCCGGCCAUCUAUCCGCUAAACCCUAAUUCUCUUGCGUCUUCGGUUUGACAUUUCGCACCCACCUGAAACACGCACAUGGAGUUGCAAACCACGCACACACACACACACACACACACACACUUACAUCACCACCAUGAGCGUCAAGCUAGCCAGUCGUCUACAGGUAGACAGAUGCAGCGCCUUUUUUUUUCCUUUCUUUCUUUCCAUCGGAGAAAAAGAAGCAACCCAAAAAACGAUCUCUCUGUUACGGAAAUUUUCCCUUCCGUCUUACAUUCCCCAACUCCCUCCUCGCUAGUUAGCUCGUCCAACCUGGCCAAACUUUCUUUCGAUUCCGCGCAUAAACACAUAGAAUAUUAAAGGCCAAACUUUCUUUUUUCCCCUAAUUCUGCGCAUAAUACGCGUAUUCGUAUUUCAAGGGGGGGGGGGUCAAACUUUCUUUCUAUUCUUUCGCAUAAACAACAACAACAUGUACCUAUGUAUACAAGGACAUGUGUAAUCUUGAUACAUGCAACAUGCUCGCAUUACCCAACUACCUACGGCACUUACUCAGGUACCCUGACAUUGACAGAUACCACAAUGUUAUGUACCUAUCUAUGUAACUCUUCCCCGUGACAAGCUGCACGUUCAAAGCAACAACCCCAAUCAAAUUCCAAUUAUGCAUGCAUGCGCAAGAAAACACGGGUCCUUGCUUGCUAUAUACUCCUCUUUACCUUACCUCCCUCCCCUUCUCUAACCCCAUCUAUCCAACUUACCCCUCCCCUUAUAAAGAAAACAAAACCCUGCAUCUAUUUCAAUUCCUUUUUCUUUUAGUAGAGAAGCUAGGGCAUCAUCAACAAUAACAAGCUAAGCCAAGUAAACAUACAUACCUUACAAUUCUUACUUUCUAUUCUUAGAAAAGUCCAACAAGAGUUAUUUUUUCCACAAUGCUUUUUUUUUUUUUUUUUUUUUAGGAAACGAGUUAGAGAAUAUAAAGAUUUUUUUUGUCGAUGGAUAGAUAGAUGGAUUGAUGGAAUGCACAACAACAAACACUAAUAACCCUAAAAGAAGAAGAAAAAAAAUCUGAAAUCUCUAGUACUCUUCCUACAUAAUCCCUCCUCCUCCUCUUUUCUUCUUCUUCUUCUUUCCUCCUUGCUACUCUUAUUAUAUCUAUUAAUAAAUCUCUAA
Periconia digitata is the source of this 1553-nucleotide messenger RNA. The record is from the annotation of a GenBank genome assembly. NCBI's taxonomy places the organism in Eukaryota, Fungi, Ascomycota, Dothideomycetes, Pleosporales, Periconiaceae.